AUGGCGAACAAGGGUGUGGCGGCGCUGAGGCAGUUCACCCGGUGCAAGGGGAAGACCGGGGGGAGGAACUCUCAGGGGCGUAUAACCGCCUUCCACCGGGGCGGCGGGGCGAAGCAGCUGCUGCGCAAGAUCGACCUGAAGCGGAGCAACCCCGGGGUGGGAAUCGUGGAGAGGAUCGAGUACGACCCCAAUCGUUCUUCGAAGAUUGCUCUGGUUCGCUGGAUCGAGGGGGAGACGCCGCCACGAUGCCAGAGGGAGCGCAGCGCCGCGGGAGAGGAACAGUCGGCCUCUCUGCCGAAGAAGAUCCUCGAAUCCACCACCGCUACCACUGAUGGAGGCCGGUUUUCCUUCUCCACGCUGCCGGGGAGAGUGGAUCAGACUCCCAUCAAGAGCAUUAUCAACUCUGCCUUGUCCCCCUCGGCGAUUUCCGCCAAGGGGACGGCUGCACAUUCAUUUCCCUUCGAUGGCUUACGGGGCUUGCCGAGGAUUGCUGUGGCCGGAGCGAAGCCCUCUUUCUUCGCAUCUCACAUGAAAGAGGAACCGAUCGGGGAGACGAUUCCUCUCCGUAAGAUUCAGGAGUGGAGGCCGGAUCGCCAGAUUUGGAUCCACAGGAUGAAGCGGAAAGCAGCGAUCUCUUGGCAGAGUCUUAGGAAGCAUUCUACCCUGGCGGCGGCCGGAGCUCCUGCGUGUGAAGAAUCGAAACCGAAAGUGGAUCGAGGUUGGUAG
Spirodela intermedia is the source of this 726-nucleotide messenger RNA. The record is from the annotation of a GenBank genome assembly. Lineage: Eukaryota; Viridiplantae; Streptophyta; Magnoliopsida; Alismatales; Araceae.